Molecule: messenger RNA, 477 nt
Organism: Pisolithus orientalis
Lineage: Eukaryota; Fungi; Basidiomycota; Agaricomycetes; Boletales; Pisolithaceae
Exons: 5
Coding region: 1-477 (158 amino acids)
Biological process (GO): mRNA splicing, via spliceosome; nuclear-transcribed mRNA catabolic process
Cellular component (GO): U2-type prespliceosome; U6 snRNP; catalytic step 2 spliceosome
Molecular function (GO): RNA binding
Source: RefSeq, a predicted model, not a curated record
AUGAGUUGGAAAGCAGUGGGAGACGAGCAGCAGCGCGGCAAGCGGCUUUUCAAAACACAGCAACACGCGUCGACUGGCACGACGUCCACGACGGCCAACCAAUUCAAUAAUACGAUCGUAAUAGGCCGUGGUACUCCUUCGCGGGGACGGGCUACCCCUGCAGGAGGUAGAGGGCGUCCACCCCCAUCCACAGCCGACGCAAACAAGGGGAAACGCGAGGCAAUUCUCGAUCUCUCAAAAUAUGUGAACGAAAGAAUAAGAGUCAAGUUCACAGGCGGAAGAGAAGUCACCGGGAUUUUAAAGGGGUACGAUCAAUUAUUAAACCUGGUCCUCGACGAGGUCGAGGAGGAAAUAAACGAACCUGACCCCCACACACGUGCCCUGGGCUUGGCCGUCCUUCGUGGACCCACCAUUACUCUCCUCAGUCCUGUCGACGGCACAGAGGAGAUAGCUAACCCCUUCGUCGCCCAGGAGUAG